AUGUUGUAUUUACUUUUAAACAUAGCUUUUGCAAAUAUACUAGAUAAUGUUUUUGCUAACUUUGAUGCCCCAUAUGUCCACAUCCCAAAUGAUUUUCAUGUUGUUUUUGCCACAUAAAGAACCAGUAGUCCAAAUACAUUGAGUGUAGAUUAUUCUACAAAAUUGGCAAGUUCUCACAUUAUAUUAUCAGUCGACAAAAUUGGAGAAGUCGCCAAUGCUUACAUCAAUCUUACUACAAAUAAGGUAUACUUAAAUUAUUAUCAUUCAUUUCCACCUCAACUGAAAUGUUAAAUAUUCAAUGGUCCAAACCUUUCCAAUAAAUUAUAGCUGCAAUCUGGAAAUAAUGCAUUUAUCUUGGAGCCUGAUGUUGUCUUCCAUUUGAUGAGUCUCUAUAUGGGAACUGGAGACGAUGACCUAGCAAGAUUUGAAUUAAGCUCACUUUUAUAAGGAAAAAACAAAGCAUAUGCAUUAUUUGAUAAAUAAGGAAAUCUAGAUUCUAUAGAAAUAGAUUUGGAAAAUAAGAGAUAAAUCAAAUUCUAUGUAAUCGAAGACUUAGUGGAAAAGAAGUUUGUUAAAGAGGAAUUCCAAGUGCCUUGGGAUUGUUAAGAAUCAGAUGUAAAUUUGAGUGAGAUUAUUGAAAAAUUGAUGUUAUUAUUAAAGUGAAAU
Messenger RNA from Paramecium octaurelia, 666 nucleotides. Lineage: Eukaryota; Ciliophora; Oligohymenophorea; Peniculida; Parameciidae. The record is from the annotation of a GenBank genome assembly.